Molecule: messenger RNA, 5595 nt
Organism: Oreochromis aureus
Lineage: Eukaryota; Metazoa; Chordata; Actinopteri; Cichliformes; Cichlidae
Gene: mdfi
Product: MyoD family inhibitor
Exons: 5
Coding region: 521-1423 (300 amino acids)
Source: RefSeq, a predicted model, not a curated record
AUCACUGCUGACUGUAGUUUCCUGUCCAACAGCAGGAGCAGAAGUCUGAGUCAAGUAGGAUAUAGAAGGAGUCAGGAGGCGAAACGGGUUGCACGGAACGGGUACUCAAUUUAAGAUUGUAAAUACGUUUGGUAAGGUGGUGCAGAAACGCAGUAGAAAGCGAGGAAACCUGCAGCGCAGACAAAGAGAUUUCAGCCUUGCAGCGUAAACCUCCCAACAUCUGGUUGGGAGGACGGGGCGAGCAGGAGUGAGAAAGUUUAGAGGCGGAGAGAGAAUUAUCUCCGCUGGCGAAAAUGCUCUGAAUUUGGAGUUUAGUUUACCUGCAUGAGCCAUAGAGAGACUAGGUGGUCGUGUGAAGUGACAAGAGUUUGGGGGGGAGAUUGGAUUGGAAAGGUCUCAGAGGGCUUGAAGUCCACCUGGAGCGACCAGAAAAUGAAUUAGUUCAAAGGCCCGGUUGCAAAGAGUUCCAGCCAGAAAGAAGGCUCAGUCACCUCCUCCCUAAAGAGCCAGGCCUACGCCCAUGGAUGAGGAGAGGAGUGCCGCUGCCAUUUCGCGAGAGCCACCUGAUGAUGGAGACCCCGGUUUGCCAGCUCCGCAACCAAGUUCGCAAACAAGCUCAAACGCAGAGAAUGAAAACAUCUGUCCGAGCCCACAGCCCUGCCCUGGUGAUGAUGUGGCCCACACCUACACUGAGCCCCUCAUAUUGAGGUUAAAUGGCACCCCGGAACGGUUGCUAAGCAAUGAUGGCGACAACUGCAGCUCCGGCACCAGCCAUUCAGAUGUGGCGCUUACAGCACCUUACAAGAGUAUCACAUCUCAACCAGCAGCCAGAUCCACGCCCAUCCACCACACCCAGCCAUGCCGGUCACAGCCCAGCAGCCAGAUACGCAGUGAAGCCAAGAACCACGCACACACACGCUCCCCUCACACGCACUGUCCGAAUCACACGCACACACCUCACACGCAUGUACUCCAGUCCAACGGGGUCAGGAAUCCUAAGCUGGGCUCCCUACCGAGAGGCGGCUCAUCCACCUCCUCAUCUUCUUCAGCGGGACCCAAACACACCAAGAAAUUGCAGUCCAACCCUUCCAUCAACUCACAGAGCAGCAAGAGAAGCAAGAGCAGCUCCAAGAGCAACAGCUCCCAGAUUCCCACAGAGGCACAGGACGACUGCUGUGUUCACUGUAUUCUGGCGUGCCUCUUUUGUGAGUUUCUAACCCUGUGCAACAUUAUGCUGGACUGUGCCACCUGCGGCUCCUGUGUGGGAGAGGACUCGUGUUUCUGCUGCUGCUGCAUCACCGAGGAAUGUGGCGACUGUGACCUGCCCUGUGAUAUGGACUGUGGGAUCAUCGACGCCUGCUGUGAGUCUGCAGACUGCCUGGAGAUCUGCAUGGAGUGCUGCAGCCUUUGCUUCUCUUCCUGAGGCCCUUAGCCAACUCAAAAUGUCUGCUAUGCAUUUUUACAAAGCCCAGGAGCAAGUUCGAGUAGUGGCUUGUCAGAUAUAAGAAGUGCUACACCCAGUCGCUGUUCCCUGGACAUUGCGGUUCGUACUGCAUUGGCUGGUCUAGUUGGCUCCGCAAAAUGUCCAAUGUUUCCUACAGGCGAAAGAUUGUGACCUAAUGCUGAAAUUGGUCACCGGUGAAUUAUUCCUUCCUUUACUGAUCAUGCAAUGACACAGUAAACUUCACUUUGUUGUCUUUGCUGUUGGCUCAUUGCUACACAGCUGGGUGAAUGGUGUGGACUGAAUUGUAGUUGUGGUCUAUGAGCGUAUGCCAGGCUAUGCAGACUCUGGACCCUCAUGGAACAAGCCAUUAUUACAAUGGAGCCCCUUGUGCCGUCUGAAUGACUGGAGUUCUCCAAGCAUGAAAAAUGACCUCUAAAGGCAAAUGAGAAAAUGGCUCAAUUUAACCGGAUUUUAGUGUUUCUGUAGAUAAGAGCAGCAGCAUAAUGGGAAAAUGGAUGCUCAGAUCUCAGUAGAAACGCAGUCCUUCUGUCCUUUCCAAGGUUAAAGUCUGGUAGUUUGAUUGCGUACAUUGGCCUUUGUGACACACACACACACUCAAACGUUGAAUCCAGCCCUGUCUUUGUCCUUGUUACAUUGUACAAAACAGAGAAAACAUAAAUGGUGGCUUGUGGCAAUAUUAGUGACUUUUUUUGUUAAUAUGCAUCUUUCUCUGACUGACUUAUUGUGAAAAGAGAUCAUCAUGAGAUUGUCGUGCUUCAGCCUGGAUUUGAGUCCUGUUAAAUGAGUACUGUAUGAAACAGACAUCACAGAGCGAAUGGUUGAUAGCAUUUGCAGUAGAGUCUUUUUUUAAUAUGUGAAAAUUCAUUUAAUAUUUUGCAUCUUGUUUACUUUUACAUUUUAUUUUAGGGGCUUUGAGUGUAUUCAAUGAAUUCUCGCUCAUCUGGUGAAGGACUGGAAGGCAUCAUCUCCUUUUUAAUGUUUCAUUUUUCCUCUGUCGUUCAUGCUAUGUGAACAAAUGGCCUCGGCUUAGCUUAAGGCCUGAAUUUUCAAGUAGUUUCUUUGCCUUUACCAAAUCUCUAUUAAUCCUUGUUUUGUAGAUUUUAGUUAAGAUAUUUGCAUCUCUCCUCUAAUGUGAAAAUCACAUUUCUGUGUUAUCGGGUUUUGCCGGGCUCUCUGUAAGGCAGACAUUGCUCAACAUCUAAUUUAAUUCCUUGAGUGAAAAUCUCACGACAUUAUGUUAAGUUAGAUCCAUGUGCUCGUAGUAUGAAUGGUACACUUUUGAUAGCAGGCCUGCACUCUCGUACGCUCCGGCGCAUACCUUCUUCAACUCAAUACCUCUUGAGAUGUCAUCUAGAUCUGUUGUGCAUUUUAUAAUUACUUGAUAAAAAUCUCUCUUUUCUCUGAUGAAAUACUGUUAGAAAAAUUCUUUUUUUAAUAGUUUACUGUUACUGGAAUAGAAGUGCUAAUGUGCCUGGCUAAUGUGGCUGUGUUUGAUUAAACCCUAUUUUAAGGGUUGCAAUCUCACGCUGAUGAUGAAACCACACUACAGUUUAAAUCAACUUCCUGACAGCAAAGUAAAAAAUUUUGAAGUUGCAUGUUGCAAUUUGCAUUUUUUUUAUUUGGAGCAAGCUGGCCAGCUAAUAUUACUCAAGAAGAGUUGCCUGAUUUUGGCAUCAGUGUUGAGCUGACUAAAUUUUCAGUGACAUUGUGAAGAAGGGCUAAAAUGUUUUAACUCCUUACCCCUUGAAAGCCUACUAGUAAUAAUCUUUGAAGCUCUUUUCUUAACUGAGCGGUUUCUUUCAUAUUUCAGGUCUGCUUGUAGAACAAGAUGACUGCGUUCGCAUUAUAUCGUAGUGAGGGUGGUCUCUGCCUGUGUAGCUACCCUUGGAAAAACCCAGAAACUAUUCUAAUGGUUGUCAAACCACGUCUUUAUUGAUAUAUACUAAGGUGUCAAAACUUGUCAUUAAGGGUACAUGGGAAGUCUUUAAAUGUUGCUUUUAUACUGUUCAAGCAGUACAUAUACUUUUUAUGAUGAAGAUUUCUGUUGUUCCAUGGCAGAAAAUGGGGGCAUAUAUAACAACUAAAACAAAACAAAAAAAAUCUUUAAUGGCAUCAGCAGCCACCCAGAAUUUUGCAAUUGGUGCAUCUCUAAUUAAUACCUGACUGGACAUAUCAUUCAAAUUUAGGGACAUUCUGACUGAACUGACGCAAAGAGCCCUGGAAAACAUGCCAUUAUUAAAGUACAGAGAGGUUUAUGAAGGGAGAACUAAUUAUCCAAGUUUAUAGCAUGUAUAGGAGUGAUAUCAAUGUUAUUUCUUUUUAUUUACAACAUAUUCCAAGUGGAUAUUCAUAUAAUGGUGCUUCAUCUAGGGAUCUACUUCUGUGUCACCAGACCAAACCAAAUAUCUCUGGUGUGUGCAAGGUUAACAUUUCCUUAACAACACUGGUUCGUUAACAAUGGAGAAUAAAUAAUAAAAAUAGUUUUGUACCACUGGAAUAGAUUUCAUUUAUGUGCCUGCAUUGCUACAGAGCCAACAAAUUAUAAUAGUACCACCAGACUCUAUUGUUAAAAGUGAAAGGCUAUUCUACGUAGAGCCUAGCCAGUAUGAGAUUUUAAAGCUCGAUAUUGAUAUUUCGUGACGUAAAAAGCUGAUAUUCCGAUAUAUCGGCCCAUAUCGUUUUUUCUUCCAUGCACACAAAACAUGAACGGAUUUCCUUAACAUCUGUUAUGUGUAGCUAUUUAUUCGCUCGUUUACGAUCUUCCCGACAUAAGUUGCAGAGUGCCCUCUAGUGGACAUUGUCAACACCCAUGAUUUAAGGGUGUUUCUCCCACGUCUUGUUUAGUUUUUUUUAAUUAUCAUUUAUCAACUGCUAUAAAUGCCAGUAGCCAUAGGUCAGCAAAUCACUAUUACUGGCAAGUAAUAUCCAUUCUGCCAGUUAGUUUACCUUACAAUCAUGCAAUCUACUUGGCUAAGACGUGUAAAAUUAUGAAAAUUCUGAAUACGUAGUUUCAUGUUUCCUACCAUCAAAUUUUAUGCCUUGAACAAAGACAACCCAUUUGACUUUUUCUAAUCAUUUAUGGUUUCUCAAAACUCCAAACUAUAAGUUUCAAGGCUCUUAGCACUCUGCUGCAGUUUCUCCCUGAGCUCAGACGCCAGUGUGAAGCAGGCAAUCUUUUAGGCCUUUAAAACCAGGACCAAUUCAAUGUGGGAAACUCACUGAACUUGCUUGUUGCAUUUAACUGAUUUUAUCUAACUUAAAUUCUGCAACAAAGCCUUUUUUACUCUGUUAACAUUUGGCACUAUCUUGUGAGUUUUACAUUUUUCAAAAAGGAGCUUCAACUAAGCCUUUCAGAAGAUAAAACAUAAUUGUGAACUAUAAAGCUCAGGAAGAAGGUGCAGCUUGUUUGAAUCUAGGUUGUACUAUGCAGAACAAAUCAGAUUAAUGUCUGCGUUGAAAAACAAAAAAAAUUGUACAGUUCAGUUAAAUUUCUUUAAAUAUAUUUUAUGAUUCAGUCAUUUCAUAUUGUUUUAUGUUUUGUUUCCCAGCUUAUAGAAAAUGGAUAUGGUCUGGAGGUACUGAAAAUGCUGUUUACUUGGUCUGGUGAUGGAGAGCACUCUCUGCCUGGGCGUUCAAAGUUCCUAGAUGAGCGCCAGUUUUGCACUUAGAUCAAUCUCUAGAACAUAGAGAUGGUUUUGAGAUGUGGAUCUGAUGUGUUUAUAUCAAACAGUUCAUCAUCUCGUUUCGAAUAUUUCCCUUGUAUUCAGAGAAGCUAUUAUGGUAAUACUGGAAGAAAACAAGUUUGCUUUCAGUGAUUUUCAUGCUCAGUAUUAUUGUUUGGGGUGUUUUUUUUACUCACAGUGACCAAAGAAAUGUCUGUUGGCUUUUAUGGCUUUUUUUUAUCUUAUUAUGGGAAUGGAAUAGAAUUGAAUUUCCAAAUUGAAUUUAAGGGCUGGCCAACUCUGUUAAUAGUAUGAAAGUUUUCCAUAUCCCAGCUUAAAUGUUAGUAGACUGUAGUCCACUAUAAUGUUGUUUUGUUUACAUUUUCCCCAUGUAAUGUCUAUUUGAGUUGCUAUUCUGAACGUUGCCUUAACUUUUUGUUUAAUACUGAAUAAACAAUGUGAACUCCA